CAUUUGGGCAAAUAUUUCGCUCAUGCGAAAAUUAUUAUGAAUAUUUUGCGAUAUUAAUUUUGUGAAUUUAGAAUUUUUGUGAUGGGUCAUUUUUCGAUUUGGGGAACUUUUUUAAUUUUUGUGUUAAGUCUUGCCUUUGUACGAUUCGUCACAAGUGAAAAUAAUGAACGAAUCAGUAAAUUUCUGCUGAUGUCACCAAAGGAACGUAUGGAAUUAAUUCGUGCGGCAAUUAUGAACUACGGACCUGUUAACCAAAAUCAUUUUGGAGAAGAUGAUUCUGAUGAAUUUUUCGAUUCCUCCCCUUAUGGCCCUGAUCCAGAGCUAAAUCCAAAUCUCCCGUAUAACAUCCAGAACGUUCGGAGUGUCGGAGAGCCAAAAGGCAAUCAACGCCGCGAUGUGAAUGACAAACAGCCACAUUUUCAGCCAUUAUGCGAAACUUAUCGCAGAUCCGUCAAAUUGGAUAACAUGUUUUAUGAAUAUCGGCCGAAUCAUUACGAUGAGGUUUAUUGCGUUUAUCCCUAUGUUGCAGACCAAAAUGUGGACAAUAAUGUCUGUAACGAAGGAGGUUUUCAUUGCAUCCAACUGAAUCGAACGAUUUUCGUGACAAAACGUGAAAAAGGUUCGAGCUGUUGGGAGGUCGAACAUCGCAGAGUUGCUUCUGGCUGUGAGUGCAUGUGGCCCAAGCACUACAGAGGAGACAUACAAUUCUUUCAAUAAUUUUGUUCUGAUGUAAUUAUAUUUAUUGUUUAACUUGAGAGAUCAUCAAAUGUAUUGACGC
This is a messenger RNA of Culicoides brevitarsis, 778 nucleotides long. RefSeq lists its product as uncharacterized. The coding region runs from base 82 to 717 and encodes 211 amino acids. The record is from RefSeq and is a predicted model, not a curated record. The transcript is spliced from 4 exons. Lineage: Eukaryota; Metazoa; Arthropoda; Insecta; Diptera; Ceratopogonidae.